Pollicipes pollicipes is the source of this 2477-nucleotide messenger RNA. Its product is annotated as heterogeneous nuclear ribonucleoprotein L. The record is from RefSeq and is a predicted model, not a curated record. Gene Ontology annotation, molecular function: RNA binding. The coding region runs from base 177 to 1712 and encodes 511 amino acids. NCBI's taxonomy places the organism in Eukaryota, Metazoa, Arthropoda, Thecostraca, Pollicipedomorpha, Pollicipedidae. The transcript has 3 exons.
CGCAUUUUCCGACUCCGGUUCUUGCUCUACCGCGGAGUGGCGUGAGGAGGCGUCGGGUUUGUGUAACGGAUUUAGGGCUGCCUGGUCCGCCGAAGAAUAUUCUUUCACGAAGAUCACUGAAUCAAAACUUCUCAGAAGAUCCAAGAGAUCGCCCGGCAGCCGGCCGCUCGCCUGCGAUGAACGGCAUGCACAUGGAGGGACACCUGGGCAAGCGACAUCGCAGCGACGACAUGGGCAGCCACGCCGAGGGCGCACAUGGCAUGCAGGGACCGCCGCGCAAGCGCAAGGACUUCGAGCCGAUGCCUCCCAACCACAUCCUGCUAUUCACCGUGCUGAACCCCGUGUACCCGAUCACGGUGGAGAUCCUACACACCAUCUGCUCGACGCACGCGCGCGUCAUCCGCAUCGUCAUCUUCCAGAAGAACGGCGUGCAGGCAAUGAUCGAGUUCGAGUCGGUGGAGGCGGCGUGCGCGGUGCGCGAGGCGCUGAACGGCGCCGACAUCUACUCGGGCUGCUGCACGCUCAAGAUCGAGUUCGCCAAGCCGACGCGGCUCAACGUGAAUCGGAACGAUUCGCGCAGCUGGGACUACACGCUGCCGGGGCCCGGCCAGGACAUGGAGUCGCUGCCGGUCAAGAAGGCGCCGCUGCUGCCGGAGCCGCCGUCCUACCCGUCCAUGGGCGGCGGCGGCGGCGGCGGCGUGGGCGGUGGCAUGGGUGGCGGCAUGGGCUCGCGCAUGGCCGCUCCGAUGUCGGACCGGUACUCGGGCGGCGGCGGCGGCGGCGGCAGCGCCGACCGCUACGGCAUGGCGUCCGACCGCUACAUGGGCGGCGGCGGCGGCGGCGACCGCUUCGGCGGCGGUGGCCAGGACUACGGCCGAGGCGACGGCUACGGCCACGGCCACGGCCAGGAUUCGUACGGCCGUAUGGGCGGGCGGCGCGGCGUCAGCGACGACCGCAUGGGCGGUGGCGGCGGGCCCCAGCAGGGCUCCGUACUCAUGGUCUACGACAUGGAUAAGAACCGCAUGAACCCCGAGAGACUUUUCAACAUCUUCUGUCAGUACGGCAACGUGGUGCGCGUCAAGUUCCUGAAGAGCAAAGAGGGCUGCGCCAUGAUCCAGCUGGAGGACGGUCUGGCCGUGGAGCGCGCGCUCAACAACCUCAACAGCCUCGAGUUCUUCGGCUGCCGCAUGCAGCUGAGCUACAGCAAGCAACCGUACCUGAACGAAGUGCAGCAGCCGCACACCCUGCCCGACGGCACGUCCAGCUUCGCCGACUUCACGCGCAACCGCAACAACCGCUUCCUGGACCCGGCCAAGGCGAGCAAGAACCGCAUCCAGGCGCCAUCGCGCAUCAUCCACUUCUACAACAUGCCGCCCGGCAUGGCCACCGAGGAGAUCAACGAGAUCUUCACCAGCCACGAGGUGACGCCGCCGGAGAGCAUCAAGAUGUUCCCGGCGCGCUCCGAGCGCAGCUGCUCCGGCCUGAUGGAGUUCGGCUCGACGGCCGAGGCCGUGGAGGCGCUGGCCGUAUGUAACCACGUGCCGGUGCCGCACGCCAGCAGCAAGUUCCCGUACACGCUGAAGCUCUGCUUCUCGUCGACGCGCUCGGGCGGGCCUCGCGGCGGCGGUGGCGGAGGCGGAGGCGGCGGCGGCGGCGGUGGAGGCGGCGGCGGCGGCGGCGGUGGAGAGGAGGGCGGCGACCAGUACUACUAGACCAGGUCCGGUCUCCGCGCGCACGCGCCCCGCGCCACUCACGCCAUUCGAUUUCACCGUUCAUACUGGGUGUUGCUGUUUAGAAUAGCGGUAGGUUGUCUGUCCCGUAGACAGUCGGUGUUGUUUUCGUUCACGAGGUCCCCCCGGGGAGGGCAGGCACCGUUUCUAGGGGAGUUCCCUGACGAAACAGCAGAGCGAUGAGCCUGCGCUCUUCCCAACAUCGCAUAAUUGACUUCUUCCGCCCCAAACGUGACGGGUCUCCCGACAGUAUUUCUUUCCGACUCCGUUUUACUUUUUGACAGCAUCCGUUUGACUCCCGCCCCAAAAACAUCUCAGGUGUAACGUGGCUUGCUGUCGUCUCCAUCCCCGCAGAAAGACUGCCGCAUCCGCCACCGGGUGCCCCGAACCCAUGUCCGUUGGCGGCAAGGCUUGGCCGUUUGCUCUCCGGCUUAUCGCGCGGUGUCCGUAGCGCAGACCUUAUCAGGGCUGCGCCCUCGCAUGUGGAGAGGGAGGGAGGGAGGGGUCACGCAUGCGCCCUCGCAUUUUUCAGCAGUGCCCUAUGCGCUACACUCUGCGGGCGAACGCAGCGCCGCCGCCCGCGCCACACUUUCAGAGCCUUUUCUCGUGCUCGGGCCUGUACGUGCUUGUGUGACGCGCCAACUCGGGGCGCGCGCAUCCGGCCGGCGCCGCGCCGCCGUGCCUGUACCAUACCUGUGGCACACCUCUGUAUGUAACGGUGAGGUUCAGUACACUCUCUUUGGACUC